This is a messenger RNA of Racocetra persica, 717 nucleotides long. Lineage: Eukaryota; Fungi; Glomeromycota; Glomeromycetes; Diversisporales; Gigasporaceae. The record is from the annotation of a GenBank genome assembly.
AUGACCGACUUACAAAAUAGUACUACAUCGGGUGGCAAAAAUAAAUUAGUAGUUGAUCACGGUCCCGUUUUUAUUGCGAAUGUUUUGGCAGCAAGGCGCUCAUCACCGGUGAAAGACGUCGUUAAGCCUGACGAUUAUACGCCAGACCAUCUCCCUACUGAGAAUGAAAUACAACUAUACACGUGGAAAGAUGCUACGUUGAAAGAAAUUGCUAAUCUUUUUAAAGAAGUGAACUUUGAAUCAACUCGUCCAAAUGCACGAAUAUCAUUCAAACUAGUUUACAUUGAUAAUUUACGUGGAAAAUAUGCAUUCAAAGAUUUGGGUACGGUUCAUAAUAUGACAUCAACUUCUGAUGAUGACAUAAAUCUUGACGAUGCAAGAUUUGUUAUCGGAGACUUUUUGGACGUGGGUGUUUUCCAUGGUGCACCUCCACGAGCUCCUGAAAGACGAGGCAGUAUCUUAAAAGAUCGAAAUAGAGAACGGGAUCGGGCAAGGAACAGCUAUCGUAGUGUCGGAAACGAUCUUAGAGAUUAUGGUCAUCAACAUAUCCAAGUUCGAAAUGUUGUAACUUGCCUGCCACUAGAAAGAAGUUCAAAAAAUCCGCCAGAAGCAACUAAUACAAACUGGCUUCCCUUAGGAUGUAUUGCAUUGAUUUUUUUAAUUAAUAAAUUUAAUUGUUGGCUAAUAGAAUUAAAUCAACAAACUGAAUCUUUUUGA